Vitis riparia (riverbank grape) is the source of this 3623-nucleotide messenger RNA. Its product is annotated as U-box domain-containing protein 5. The record is from RefSeq and is a predicted model, not a curated record. Bases 991 to 3276 code for a protein of 761 amino acids. Gene Ontology annotation, cellular component: cytoplasm; nucleus. Gene Ontology annotation, molecular function: ubiquitin-protein transferase activity. Gene Ontology annotation, biological process: protein ubiquitination. The transcript is spliced from 6 exons. Lineage: Eukaryota; Viridiplantae; Streptophyta; Magnoliopsida; Vitales; Vitaceae.
UGAGAAAAAAAAGAUGAGUGGGUUGUUUUCUUGUUGACUCACAACGAUGGCUUUUACUUUUUUUUAAAGUUUUUUUUUUAAGAUGAAGGUGGGGACAUGUUCUGAUUCAUAGUGUUCAAGGGAGGCUGCUGGGUGAUGCUCUUGGUGGCGCACUUUAACCCUACUGCCUGCAUAAUUGCCUCCGUGUUUGCGCGGAAGCUCAAAGUGAGCCCUCAUCGUGUUUCUCCUUUACUGUUUCCUUUUCACUCGGCUUCGACGACCAAGAGAUUUCUACAACUGCAGUUAAACUAGUUGGUUUCUUUCUUCCUCGUGUUGGCCAAAGGACUUUGGGAAUCCACUAUUUUCCUCCUUUAUAUAUAGCCUUUUAUUUUGAAUUAUUUGUUCUCUCCUGUCUAGGUUGUGGGGUUUCUUCUACUCUUUAAAGAGUUCUGCAAGCUGAACCCAGUACAAUUGGUUCUUGUGAUAUUUUUUUCAUUUCUGGGUUUCUCUUGCUUUUUUUUGGGUUGGUUUUCCCUUAGUGUAAUCCAUGAAGAAACGGUGUUGAGGUUUGAGAAUUCUCACCAGUUGUGAGGAACUAGAGGUCUUUCAAGCAAAAAGAUUAUGUUCUUGGAUUUCUACUUUUCUUUCGCAGAAGAUCUCGUGAACAUUUGUUUGCAACUCUUCUCCGAGUUUUUGUACGGAAGGGCUGUCAGAAAAGUGCCACGACGACUUGAAAUCUGUUGGGGAAUUUGAUAAAUUUGAGGGAAUUCUUGUGGUUCGAGAAUUGGGUUUUCUUCAUCUGUGCCCAAUUUCUCAAAAUUAGAUUCUCUGGUGGUUGAAGUUCUAGUUUUCUCACUUGCAAAGUAAGGGGGAGGUGGGAUUGUGUUUACUUCCUUCUCAACAGGCUUGUGUUUACUCGCUUCUCAACAGGCAGAGGAGUAGCUUUCCUGUUCGGUUUAUCACGUCACUGGUUGUUACUCAAUGUGCAGAUCCAGUAUAACUGCCUUUUAGAUGGGGACUGAUGCUACAGAAGUAGUGCCAACACUGCCUCAUCCUAAUGCUAUAAAGGUGCAUCAGUUAAUGUGCACAGACCUAAUGAAUUUGGUUGAUCGAAUCUUAAAGAUAUUACCAGAGAUAGAAGCAGCUCGCCCAUGCAAAGCAGGAAGGGAUGCAUUGUGCUCGAUAAACCUAGCAAUUGAGAAAGCCAAGUCAGUCCUGCUGGACUGCAGCGAGUCUAGUAAGCUCUAUUUGGCAAUAUCAGGCACUGUAAUAGUGUUGAAAUGUGAAAGAAUAAGGAGCUUACUGGAGAAAAAUUUAAGCCAAAUUCAGACUAUGGUUCCGUGUAUGUUGAAUGCACAGAUUUCUCGAAUAGUAGAGGAUCUUAGGGCAGUAACGUUUUCCAUGGAUUCAUCUGAAGAAGAGGCUGGGAAGGUCAUGCAAACAUUGAUGCGCCAGGAAUCAGCUCAAUCUGAUUUGAAAGAGAAUUCAAAGAUUGAGGCUCUUCAAAUUGCAGCUUCAAGGCUUCAUAUUACAUCUCAAAGAGAUCAAUUGAUAGAGAGAAGAUCCAUUAGAAAGCAGCUUGAGAAAAGCAGCAAUAAUGAAAGGAAGAAUCAAAUGUUAAUAUACCUUUUGAAUCUGCUGAAGAAGUAUGGAAACUUUAUUGUGGAAGAGCAAAUGGAGAAUGCUGAUGAUCAUCAUGAAAGACCUUUUCCAUUUCCAAACUCUUGUAGAGCUUCUUUAUGUGGUCAAUCUGUUGAAGUAGGAUCUUGCUUAGGAUACGGGCAACCUGAGGCUCAAACUGACGUGUUUAGGAGGCCAAUACCACCUGAGGAAUUCAUGUGCCCCAUAUCUUCAAGAUUGAUGUAUGAUCCGGUGAUCAUCGAUUCGGGAGUAACAUUUGAAAGGAUGUGGAUCCAGAAGUGGUUUGAUGAGGGUCAUGAUACGUGUCCACAAAGUAAAAAGAAGCUGGCCAAAAUGUUGUUGACUCCAAAUACUGCCAUGAAAGAACUAAUCUUAAAGUGGUGCAUGAAGCAUGGAAUCCCUGAACCUGGCCCAUGUUUAGAACCACCAGCAUUUAACACAUGGGAAUAUUCUUCUACUUCCAUCACAAGCCUCAGUAAUUCUAUGAAUGAUCUACACCUGCCAAUAGAUAUCAGCGGAGUAUCACUUGGAUCUUUAGAUAACAGUUACAGUUCAGACUCCUCACAUAUUAAUAUCAGAGAUGGCUUAAAUUUGAUUACAGUGAAGACUAGUGACGAAUCACACAGAUGUCAUGGUCAUGCAGAUAAACCUGAGACAGAUCUGAAGUUUUUAUCUGAACUUGCUACACAUCCAUGGGAGUCCCAAUACCAGGUGGUUGAAGAUGUAGAAAAAGACUUGAAAGGCGAUGAUCAAGCUUGGCAUUCACUAUCAUCUAAGAAUUUUGUUGAACCACUGAUUAGGUUUCUAAAGGAUGCUUGUGAGCAGCAUGAUGUAAAAGCUCAGAGAGUUGGAUCGCAGUUGUUAUUGGCAUUUGUCAGCAAAAGCAGAAGUGGUGUAUCAUACUUAGGAGAAGAUGCAUUUAAUCUGAUGACAUCUCUUCUAGAUUCAGAAGUAACUGAAGAAGCUCUUGCCAUACUGGAAGUGUUGUCUAGCAACUUGAAUUGUGGAUCUAAAAUUGCUGCAGCUGGCACUCUCACUUCUGUCCUAAAGAUCCUGGACACCCACAGAGAAUUUCAGGAACCAGCCAUUAAAAUACUAUAUAAUAUGUCCUCAAAAAGUGAUGUUCGUUCCCUCAUUGUGUCUUUGGACUGCAUCCCUAAGUUGGUCCCAUUCUUGAAGGAUACUCCUCUUGCAAAAUAUAGUAUAGUUAUUUUGAACAAUUUGUGUUAUACCGAAGAGGGCAGGGUUUCUGUUGCUGGAACUGAUGGAUGCAUAGCUUCCAUUGUUGAAUUACUUGAAAAUGGAAGCUGUGAGGACCAAGAGCAUGCAAUGGCUAUUCUCCUUUUUUUGUGCGCUCAACGUGUUCAAUAUUGCCAGUUGGUUAUGGAAGAGGGUGCUGAUGUCUUUACUUCGCUUGCCAGUAUAUCUCUCAAUGGGAAUGACAAUGGAAAGGUGAAGGCAAAUGAAUUGCUUCGACUCUUAAGAGAUAUUGAUCAUAGUGAUGUAAAAGAAAGUCCUGGAUCCAAUCUUGUUGUCCCUGUAGACUCCAGCAACUACAUUAAAGAGAAGAAAUCAUCUUCCAAGGCAUCAGGAAUUUUUGGAAGGAUACCAAUAUUCUCAAAGCGCAGGUCUGGUUCACCAAAAAGAAAGAAAUGAAACCCAAAUCUUUAGCUAUUUUUUGAUUCUGGUGUGAGUUGAAUUCUCAUCAGGGUCUUGUCAUAAAAUGUGCUGGGUAAGACUUUUUUUCCCUUAUCUAAAGGGAGUGAUGAUAUCAUGUAAAAGCUAAUAUAGUUAGUGGGUAAGUGGUUAUGUUUAGCUAUCAUAUUAAUACCCAAACUAAUCCCCCAACAUGUAAAUUUUAUUAGCUUUGGUUAGUUGAACUUUUCUGGCUUUAUACACAAUAAUAAUGUAUAGUUUUGCCUUAUUUGAUUUGUAAUUUGAUAUUUGAUAAGAAACAGCUUUUUGUGAUUGCUUGAAUAUAUAUUCAUACGUCUUUGCACUUA